UUGUACAUAUAUUUUUUCGUACCAAACAUUUCAGCCGAUAAGCGGAGAAUCCUGCAAAAUGGAUAUUCCGGAUGAUGCAAUAGAUUCGGAUCCAGAGGCAACCAAGCCAUCAAAGCAAGUUCAACAUUCGGAGAACUCGCAAACGGGGGCAUCCAUGGUGAACCGGAAAUUUAACUAUAUGGCUGCCGGGUCAGACAUCUCCAAGUUCACGAUGGCCAAUCUGGCGUCUCUGCCAUCCACCUCGUCAGCCGGAGGUGGAACUCCGGCCCCUGAGAAAGCACGAGAAGUGAAGACCGAGUCGCCCAUGGGUAAGUACUCGUCGCGAAUGGUGGAGGAUAUCAUCAACCAGAUCUUUGCGGAGCGCCGUGGCGACUUUCCCGAGACCUCUUCCUCCUGCCACGUAAACGCCAUGAAGUUCCGGCAGGCCGAAUGCGAACCACACAUUGACAAACGGCUCCGAUAUUGGAAGGAGGUGUUGCUGGAGCGGAAGAAGAUGCAACUGCGCGUGCAGCAGAGGACAGGCAAGAUGGCCAGUGAGGUGCUGUUCAACCGGCGCGCCACCCUGGAACAUCGUGAUGAGCAGACGGUCAAGCGGGUGCUGGAUUACGCGGACCGCAUGGAACCCGAAAAGAUAGAGGCGCCUCCAGUCGCCAAGCUGGCCGAUUUGCAGGAUCCGUGCACCUGCGAGAUAACGCUCGGCGUGGCGGCCACCAAACCAAAGCCGGAGAUGGUUGGCUACAAGAACGUCGAGAUCAUUGGGCUGCCCAAUGUAACCAAGCGGGAGCUUCUGGGCAGGGAGGCCUUGGAACAAAAAGCUCCCCCCGGAUGGCUACAAUCGGAGUUCCUCGACGAGCGUCUUCAGGGUCGCUUCUAUGCCAUUCAGAAUGUGCUCGAGUUUUUUCCAGACCUGGACAACUUGCAGGUCACCGGUACUAAUGUCUCCAAACUCAUAACUGCUCCCCGUACAACUCUAGUAGGAGAAGAGUCUCUCCACACUAUCACCAACACUGAAAGUCCUCCGAUCUGUUCCGAGGAGUGCACCUACGGGUCCCUCGAGAAUACCGAGGAGUACUCGACGGAGACUGUCGUUUGUGCCCCGGUAAUCCCGGAACUGGGGCUGCAGGUCAAUGGAGUGGACUACCUGUCGGGUGACUCCGCCACCGGCGGCAUCAACGAGUGCUACGAAAUCGUGACCCGCUUCUCCUGCGACCCUUUUCGGCGGCAAAAAAAAGCUGUCUUGCAAUUGACCAACAUCGGGCAGCAGACCCUGACCUUCUCCUGGAAGCAAAGCACCUACUUUUACAACCGUGGAUCCUUGCUACUGGCCCGCGAUAACGAGUUCCUGUUCGACCUGGAAGGCUUCCGACUUGCCUAUGGGGAGUCCCGCAGCUUGGUGGUCCUCUACCAGCCACGCAAGGUUGGCAUGGCCGUGGAGCUGUGGCUGCUGCACGUCGAGCCCCGAAUCUUCUGCAGCCGGCAAGAGUCGCUGCUGCUGCGUUUCCACGGACGCUGCACUCCUCCGGCAGACUACAUGGCCAAGCUGCUGGAGGCCCAAUGUGCCUGCGUGUGCAAGUCAGAUGCCGUGGCCGUCGACCAGCUGACCAUGCACCUCAGCAAGCUGGUGCCCCUGGUGGUGGCUCCACCCGCCUGCUGCCCUUAUGAGCGACCCUUGGACGAUCGAGAGGCGUUCAACAGCCUCAAUCCGGGCUACAAUUGCACCCGGUUCGAUGACCUGGAGAUGCUCCGGAAAUUCCACAUGCGCCUCAAGAAGCCGCGUGAGCCCUUGUGGGAUUUUAGACUGACCACCAUCAAGGAGUACGUCCUGCGGGUGGAAGGUGUGGUGGAACGAGAGAAACUGUUUGCGGAGUUUACGGAGUACCUAGCUCCGCUGCUCGGACCCGCCGACUCCCUGGACACGACCUCCCAGCGAGUGGAAGAGAAGCAGCGCUCCCGGUUCAUCUACGUGCGUGGCGUUAUCUGCAACGGUAUUGCCGAGUGGGAGGAGUUAAUGUUCAACGUGGAGGACUCCUUCUUCAAGCCGGAGCUGCAGAGAUUCUACGCCAGCCUGCUGGGAGACUCUGAGGAAGAGGAAGGCGGCGAUGAGGACAACAACGAGCAGCCUCGCCCAGCCCCAAUUACGGCCAUCGACCGGGAGAAGCUGCUCGAGAUCAUUGGCGAAGCGGACUUGGACGAGACGAAGAUCCGGGCGGCGGUGAUGCGCAAGUUGUACCACUCCAAGUACUUCCGGGACUCACUCUACAUCCAGACCUACUCGCAUCUGUGCAACAUGGCCGAGGACAUAGUCUCAGUGAUUGAGAGCACGGAAGUGGUGCCUUCCUAGGACACACCAUACUUUAUUUCUUGAACAUAAAAGCAACUGCUUGUUUGGCAACUUU
Molecule: messenger RNA, 2396 nt
Organism: Drosophila bipectinata
Lineage: Eukaryota; Metazoa; Arthropoda; Insecta; Diptera; Drosophilidae
Source: RefSeq, a predicted model, not a curated record